This is a messenger RNA of Pocillopora meandrina, 1074 nucleotides long. NCBI's taxonomy places the organism in Eukaryota, Metazoa, Cnidaria, Anthozoa, Scleractinia, Pocilloporidae. The record is from the annotation of a GenBank genome assembly.
AUGACGUCUUCUUGUCUUAACCAAGCCGUGUGUUCUGGAAGACUUCACCAGAUUCGUUUGCUUUUGGAUAUCGGUGUUAAACCAACCAUAGUUGACAAUGAGGGUCGUACGCCUCUUAUGAUGGCGGCAUGCGGUCCUAAGGAUUCCUUAGCGACUCGAAUUGCUCGUCUUCUGUUAUUCCGGGGAGCUCAGGUGGAAGCCGUUGACAACCAAGGAAGGACUGCUUUGUCAUACGCCUGCCAACAUGGACAUUGUAAGCUCGUUAAACUUCUCGUAGACGACGACUGCGAUAUUAAUUUGGCCGACAAGGUUGGCAAUACCCCCCUGAUGUACGCGGCUAUGUCGGGUAGUGUGCCCACAUUGCGUGAAGUGUUAAAUGUCGUGUUAAAAUACAGGCUUAGUGUGGAUUUGAGAAACAAGAAGGGCUUUUCCGCUUAUUUGUUAGCGGCCAAAAUGGCCAACGGCGAAUGCGCGCGGAUCCUAAAAACCGAAGCGAAUGCGUCGGUUGAUGCGCGGGACACGGAAUUUUUCUUAAACGGCAAAGAGUGGGCCAAGAAGGUCCGACGAAACUUGGAAAAAGAGAAACUUGAGAAGUCCGUGCAGAUGAAAACUCAGCGACCUCGUCCGCAGACUUCGCUGGAACUCGGUCGCGUGGACAAAGUUGCGAUUACACCGCGCAAUUCGCGGACACUUUCGCGACUAACAACCUAUAGUGAGCCCGCGGUGACUAGAAAAAUUGGCGUAGUGGAAAAGUGGGCGGUAAUUCAUAAGGACCUUGAGCGUGAUAGUGAAGGGGAGAUUACACGAGUUAAAAGUGCCUCUUCAACGUCUUACAGCAGCAGACGGAGUACCAUUCCUCCAGUAGCGCGCACACUCACGCCAGAUCUACACGCCAUAUUUAAUCAGUACGUGAUAGUUGACAAUAGGCCAGCGGUCACCGUAGCUGAUCGCAGGCCACCCUACGGCUCGUCUUCACGAAAGAUAAACGAAUUACCUGCGAGACUUUUGAUGAGAGAGGCUAGAAAUUCUCGAGUAGGCGCCAUGACCCGCAAAAAAUUUUCCAUAGCCAGAUAA